Messenger RNA from Poeciliopsis prolifica (blackstripe livebearer), 1457 nucleotides. RefSeq names its product RASD family member 2b (gene rasd2b). Gene Ontology annotation, molecular function: GTPase activity; GTP binding. The record is from RefSeq and is a predicted model, not a curated record. Lineage: Eukaryota; Metazoa; Chordata; Actinopteri; Cyprinodontiformes; Poeciliidae. Bases 251 to 1393 code for a protein of 380 amino acids. The transcript has 3 exons.
UGUUUCUUCCUUUGUAAUGGAGCAGCUAUUUUGCCAUUAAAAAAAAGUUUUUAUUCUUAAUGUUUUAUUUAAUUUCGGAUUAAGCAUGACGCGGACGGAUCCCUCCCGGGUCUGCGGAGCGAGUAUAUAAAGGGAGCUGACAUCAGCAAACACACAGAGAGCUGAAGAGUCCCUGCAGCCUCUUCUGUGAUUCUGUCCGCGUUUCGGCUGCGCAAAGAGGAAUAAAAAAUAAAUAAAAGCGCCAGUAGCGAUGGAAAUGGGAAGCGUUGCCACUGGCGCCCCGACCAGCUCCGUCUCUGUGCGGCACCAGCGCAAAUGUGCCGAAACAGAAAUGCGCCUGCAGGAGAACAGUGACGGACAGCGCUCUGGCCUCUCCGGUGUCUGGUUGGCUUACAAACACGCCUCGCAGCAGCUGAGGUCGUCCGGAAUCAAAGCGGGCUUAGGGCUACUGAAAGUGGCCACGUCUCAGUGGAAGCAGGAGAAGAAGACGGACGGCGCCGAGAACAGCCAUCCCGCCAAGAGAUCCUCGUUGGAUCAGCUGACGGCGUUGAUCUUUCAUGGCCCGAGCCGUCGCGGCGGUCUGGAGCACAGACCGGACCCGCCUCACCUCACCAAGCCGCAGAACUGUAAACGCAUCGUGAUUCUCGGUGCGCCACGGGUUGGUAAGACCGCCAUCCUCAGGAGAUACCUCCGGGACGGGUUUGUGGAGGAGUACAGUCCGACCUCUGAGGAUUUCCUCAGGAAGUUAUUUUGCAUCCGCGGGGAGACCUACCAAAUAGACAUCCUGGACGCGUCCAGGGAGAGGGAUUUCCCGGCCAAGCGGCGACUCUCCAUUCUCACUGGAGACAUUUUCCUACUCGUCUUCAGCCUCGACGACAGGAGCUCUUUCGAGGAGGUGUGCAGCCUGCGAGAGGAGAUUCUGGCCGCUAAAUCCAAACUCACCAAGUCCUCGGCGCCGGGGCAUUGCGCAAAGCCGCGGGUCCCGCUGGUGGUCUGCGCCAACAAAGCGGACCUGGACUCCCAGAGAGGGAUCUCGCGCGCAGAAGUGCUCAGAGCACUCGGGGCUGACUGCACGUAUUUCGAAACAUCUGCGAAGGACAGCACCAACCUCGACAAAGUCUUCGAGACUCUGGCGAAGCGGGGCGGCCUGCCGACGGAGACGGGUCCGUUUCAGCACCGCAAAGUGUCCCUCCGGUCGUACCAGGCCAUGCGGGCGGAGCGGGCGGAGCGGGCGGCGUGGAAGGGGGGAAGGGUGGAGAGGCGAGAUGAUCCCUGUGGCACCCUGUACCCGCUGGCCCGUCGGCCGAGCUUCACCACUGAUCUCCGGCAGAUCAUUGGGCCACGUAAGGGAACGAAACCGGGCCAAGGACUGGAGAAAUGUCAAAUUCAGUAACGGACUGAGAGCGACGACAGCAACGCAUGAGCACUUUUAUCCUCGACGAAAUGUCAAUAAAUGA